Molecule: messenger RNA, 828 nt
Organism: Pistacia vera
Lineage: Eukaryota; Viridiplantae; Streptophyta; Magnoliopsida; Sapindales; Anacardiaceae
Product: cytochrome b5
Exons: 3
Coding region: 151-555 (134 amino acids)
Cellular component (GO): endoplasmic reticulum; membrane
Molecular function (GO): heme binding
Source: RefSeq, a predicted model, not a curated record
CAUCUAUAUUCACCUUCACCUUCACCCUCACCCUUCACCAAACCCAUCCCCUCUCUCCCCUUUUUUAUUUGCCAAAUCCCGAAACUCCAUUCACCAACUUAGCUUCAAUUUUAACUCUCUCCUUUUCUUCUUCUUUCUCUCACAAACCAAAUGGGUGGAGAGCGAAAGGUAUUCACUUUGGCUGAGGUCUCUGAGCACAACUCCCCCAAAGAUUGUUGGCUUGUCAUUGACGGCAAGGUAUACGAUGUGACAAAAUUCUUGGACGACCAUCCUGGUGGUGAUGAGGUUUUGUUGUCCGCCACAGGAAAGGAUGCAACUGACGACUUUGAGGAUGUUGGUCACAGUAGCAGUGCAAAAGCUAUGAUGGACGAGUUGUGUGUAGGACACAUCGAUUCAUCAACCAUUCCCACCAAGGUGAAGUACACACCUCCCAAGCAGCCUCACUACAACCAAGACAAGACACAGGAGUUUGUUAUAAAGCUACUCCAGUUCCUAGUUCCUCUGCUAAUAUUGGGCUUGGCUUUUGGCAUUCGUUUCUAUACCAAAUCUGCUUAAAAUAUAAAUUGGAAGACCAAAUUUGAGAGAUCUUUACAAUAAGUUUUUAUCAGUUACGAUUGCACCCCUCAUCACUAGUUAUUUGAAACCGGUUUCCCCAGGGAAUGUGGGAUAUUUGUCUUGUGAGACUGAGAAUAUGUGCUUGUUUUUGUCAUUCCUUUCCCAGUACUUUUUCCCUGUUAAGUUCUCUGCUUGGCUAUUUUUCUCCUUCAUUUGCAAAUGGAAGAUCAUUUGACCAAUGCGACUUUCUGAAUGUAAAUGGAUCUUGUUUAA